CCCUCCAGCCGCCUGAUUGCCAGUGUCCUCGAGCUCGCAGGAAGUGUCAGCAGCGGCUGGCUGCCCGACUCACCGGAAGUGGUGACAGAGACAGAAACAGAGAGAGCAGGCCGCAGACAUGGCGGACGGGGAGGUCGUACUGUUAAUCCGGAGUCCCAGCCUGAAACAGGACGAGCGGGAGAUCAGGGCGGCCCGGAGCUGCUCUGUGCGGGAACUGAAAUCACAGCUACAUCGGGAGCUUCCUGGGGAGCCGAAAGAAGAAGAUCAGAGAUUGAUCUAUUCAGGAAAACUGCUCCCUGACCACUUGAAGCUGAAUGAAGUGCUGUCCAAGGAAAACAGGCAUGUGCUGCACCUUGUUUGCUCUGCUCGGAGUCCACCCCAAACUCAGGGACAAGAUAAGACUCCUCCAGCAAACACAGCUUCUACAAACCAGCCUUCAAUUCCUCCCAUUGAUGGGUUAAGACAACGUAAUAAUGCUCCACAGAAUGUUCCAACAGCCAAUCGCUUUACCAGUCCUCCUGGAGCCAACCCUGCUAUUUCUCCAUACGCAGUAUACAGUCCCCAGCAGCUUAUCUGGCUGCAACAGAUGUAUGCCAGACAAUACUACAUGCAAUACUAUGCUGCUGCAGCAGCUGCUAAUCCCCGCUCCCCCUCUCAGAGUGCUCAGGAAAUACCUGUUGUACCAGCUGCUGCUCCAGACCCGUUGCCACACCGGUUUCCUGCAGAAAAUCAGCCACAAAACCCAGACGUUCAAGCCCCAGUAAAUCCAGUUGCCAAUCCAAACAUGCGCAUGAAUGCCCAGGGAGGACUUGUUGAGGAAGAGGAAGAUUUGAACAGAGAUUGGCUGGACUGGGUUUAUUCGGCUGCUCGCUUCGCCAUCUUUCUGAGUAUCCUGUACUUCUAUUCCAGCCUGAGUCGCUUCAUGAUGGUCUUGGGAGCCAUGAUUCUCAUGUACCUACACCAUGCUGGAUGGUUUCCCUUCAGACAGAGACAAUUACAGCAAGUGGUAAACCCUGCUCCUCAGGCAGCUCCCAAUCAACAGGACCAAAACAACAACUUACAGGAAAAUGAGAUUGCCGAUGAAGCGUUGGUUGAGGAUGCAGCAGCAGCGACUCUUCAGACGCAAUCCUUUGUGACAACCGCCUGGAUAUUUUUUAAGACUUUCUUUGCCUCUUUGAUCCCUGAAGGCCCUCCUGCAAUUGUCCAGUGAUGGCCGGAUUAACUAGGACACAUGUAACCCAUGUAAACCUUUCUGCUGCAUGCAUAGUCUUCCAUGCUUACAAAGCACAGACCAAGUCUGUUUUAGGAACUGAUGCUUUGUAGAUCUCCAGAAGAACUGUCACACCCUGACCAGUAUCCGAAGUGAAGCGUAUACAUUUAUUUUUCUUUUUUUUACCGGUCCAAAGACGUGUGAAACCUACACAUCUGAGUAGGCCAGUCCUGCUCGUACCAUUUGAUUCCUUGUGGAAUGUUGGGACAAUUUUACACUAAUUGUAGUGUUAACGUUUACAAACUGCAACAAAUCUUGUAUUUUGAACAGAGUUCUGCUUUGACUGCUAGAGGCUGAGAGCAAAUGUAUUACUGUACAUCAGUAUGCUUCUCUGCAUUCUAAAAUCUAUUUUGUGAUCAUUUUAUGCACAAAAGCUUGCACUUUAGUAAAGUUUUCAAUAAACUGAAAUGCAUUUUAUUGCAA
This is a messenger RNA of Pelobates fuscus (common spadefoot toad), 1693 nucleotides long. It is a transcript of the gene HERPUD1, whose product is annotated as homocysteine inducible ER protein with ubiquitin like domain 1. Lineage: Eukaryota; Metazoa; Chordata; Amphibia; Anura; Pelobatidae. Bases 119 to 1210 code for a protein of 363 amino acids. Gene Ontology annotation, biological process: endoplasmic reticulum calcium ion homeostasis; negative regulation of endoplasmic reticulum stress-induced intrinsic apoptotic signaling pathway; ubiquitin-dependent protein catabolic process. The transcript is spliced from 8 exons. Gene Ontology annotation, molecular function: transmembrane transporter binding. Gene Ontology annotation, cellular component: endoplasmic reticulum membrane. The record is from RefSeq and is a predicted model, not a curated record.